Messenger RNA from Pochonia chlamydosporia 170, 948 nucleotides. Its product is annotated as methyl transferase. The transcript is spliced from 7 exons. Lineage: Eukaryota; Fungi; Ascomycota; Sordariomycetes; Hypocreales; Clavicipitaceae. The record is from RefSeq and is a predicted model, not a curated record. The coding region runs from base 1 to 948 and encodes 315 amino acids.
AUGUCCCAAAACUCUGGUGAUGCGCCUCAGCAACUUCAUGCUUUUCGGCAACAUGGCCGUUACUAUGGGUCAUGGCGGCCACGGAAAUAUCUAUUUCCCAUCGAUGCGGAAGAGCUCAAUCGAAUGGAUUUAUUUCAUAAGUUCUUUCUAGUGGCGCGUCGAAACGCCCUCUACUUACCAGACUUACCUCAAAAUGGCCCUCUUCGAGUCUUGGAUUUGGGCACCGGAACAGGCAUCUGGGCAAUUAAUGUUGCUGAACAAACAAAUGUAGAGCCCGUCAUCAUGGCAGUAGACCUUCAUAAAAUCCAGCCAGCUUUAAUCCCACCUGGAAUAACCACCAUCCAGUUCGACAUUGAAGAUCCGUCUUGGGAAUCUUUAAUUACGGGCUGCGACUUGGUGCAUAUUCGGAUGCUUUAUGGAAGCAUACGUUAUGAAUUGUGGCCAGAAAUUUACCAAAGAAUAUUCCAUCACCUCACGCCUGGGUCAGGAUAUGUCGAGCAUGUCGAAAUCGACUGGGUACCUGGAUGGGAAGGAAAUGAUAUACCGCGGGCGUCUGCCUUGAAGGAAUGGUCGGAUCGGUUUUUGAGAGCAUUAGACCGAUUUCAUCGCAAUGCGAGGGUGGACGCAGCUGCCGCUAGGGGGGCAAUGGAGGCUGCUGGAUUUACCGACUUCAGGGAAGAGGUCAUCCGGUGCUAUGUCAACCCGUGGAUGUCCGAUCGCCAUGAACGAGACGUUGCGAGAUGGUUCAAUCUUGGUCUAUCUCAUGGUAUCCCGGCAAUGAGCACAAUGCCUAUGAUUGAAGGAUUGGGCAUGGAUCAGGAGGAGGUCCGAAAACUCUGCAGCGACGUUAAUCACGAGAUCUGUGUGUUGCGAUAUCACGCAUACUUCAAUAUGCAUGUCUGGUCUGCAAAACGACCAUCCGACCAUGAAGUUGGUGGCAUGGCAUGA